This is a messenger RNA of Prinia subflava (tawny-flanked prinia), 2271 nucleotides long. Its product is annotated as zinc finger protein 154-like. The coding region runs from base 716 to 1189 and encodes 157 amino acids. The transcript is spliced from 3 exons. The record is from RefSeq and is a predicted model, not a curated record. Lineage: Eukaryota; Metazoa; Chordata; Aves; Passeriformes; Cisticolidae.
GGGAGGAAGAGGAGGGACAGAGGAAGGGGAAAAGGAAAGGCAGGAGCGGCAGGAAGACGAGGAGGAGGGAAAAGGAGGAGCGCGAGAAACUUUCACCCCUGGACCCCGCAGGAUUUCCCAUCCCCAGACCUUGGCCUGAUGGAGGAGGAGGAGGCCACGAGGAAGAGGAAGAUGUCCCGGGAGCCGCAGGCAGACACGGAGCUGAGCACGGGGCCCAGGGAGGACAAAUCCCAGCAGCAGAACCUCGUGGGAGAGGCCGCUGUGAGCGGCUCCACGGCACAGGAAUCCAUCGGGCAGGAAAAGCCCCGGAGAUCCCUCACGAGGACGGGCUGCAAACGCAGAUCUCAGGGAUCUGAGGAGGAAAGACCCACCCUGGGUCAGGAAGGUGGACAGAGCUCAGAGCUUGGGGUCCAUGAGCAGCUUCACUAUGGGGAGAAGCCCCACAAGUGCUCAAUGUGUGAGAAGAGCUUCAGGUGGAGAUUCUGCCUGACCCGGCACUUUGUCAUCCACACGGGGGGAACGGCCCUACGAGUGUGGGGAGUGCGGGAAGAGCUUCAGCCAGAGCUCCCACCUGACUGCCCACCAGAGGACCCACACAGGGGAGAGGCCCUACGAGUGUGACCAGUGCAGGAAAAGGUUUUCCACCAACGCCCGUCUGUCCAAGCACCUGCAGACUCACACGGAUGAGAGGCCCUUCCGCUGCCCUGACUGCGGGAUGGGCUUCAAGCACAACCCCAACCUCAUCAGGCACCGGCGCAUCCACACCGGGGAGAGGCCUUACGAGUGUGGGGAGUGUGGGAAGAGCUUCAGGCAGAAAUCCACCCUGGUUGUCCAUCAGAGGGGCCACACGGGGGAACGGCCCUACGAGUGUGGGGAGUGUGGGAAGAGCUUCAGCCAGAGCUCCGAACUGGUCAAACACCAGAGGACCCACACAGGGGAGAGGCCCUAUGAGUGUGAUCAAUGCAGGAAGAGGUUUCACACCAGCUCCCUUCUCCUCAGGCACCAUCGGAUCCACACGGAUGAGAGGCCCUUCCGCUGCCCUGACUGCGGGAAGGGCUUCAAGCACAACCCCAACCUCGUCAAGCACCGGCGCAUCCACACCGGGGAGAGGCCCUACGAGUGUGGGGAGUGUGGGAAGAGCUUCUCCUGGAGCUCUGGCUUGACCCAACACCAACAGAGGCACCACUAAGAGAAGCCCUGUGAGUGCCCCGAGUGCAGGAUCCCCCCUGGAUGAUCCCCAGUGAGCCCCGGUGGGCGCAGCCCCGGUGAUCCGUGGUGCCGGUGAUCCGUGUUGGGAAGAUUCCUGCCUGGGGGCUCCACAUCCCUCUGGCACCUCGUGGCCUGUGUUUGCUUUUCAUUUCUCUUUGUCCAUUCAAAACACCCAAAACCGGGGUAAAAAUAAAGAUGUUGAACUAAGACAAGGACGGGGAACAUGGGGGGAUCUUCCAGGGGAUGUGGGGGAUGCUGAUCAAGGACUCCAUUCCCUGGUCCCCGUGUCCGCUUCUCCCACUUCCCAGUGUCCCCUGUCCAGGGGGUGCUGCAGGGAUCAGUCCCGGCCAGCAGGGGGCGCUGCAGGGAGCAGUCCUGGCCAGCAGGGGGCGCUGCAGGGAGCGCUCCCGGCCAGCAGGGGGCGCUGCAGGGAGCAGUCCCAUCCAGCAGGGGGCGCUGCAGGGAGCGCUCCCAUCCAGCAGGGGGCGCUGCAGGGAGCGCUCCCGGCCAGCAGGGGGCGCUGCAGGGAGCGCUCCCGGCCAGCAGGGGGCGCUGCAGGGAGCGCUCCCGGCCAGCAGGGGGCGCUGCAGGGAGCAGUCCCGGCCAGCAGGGGGCACUGCAGGGAAUGCUCCCGGCCAGCAGGGGGCGCUGCAGGGAUCAGUCCCGGCCAGCAGGGGGCGCUGCAGGGAUCAGUCCCGGCCAGCAGGGGGCGCUGCAGGGAGCAGUCCCGGCCAGCAGGGGGCGCUGCAGAGAGCGCUCCCGGCCAGCAGGGGGCGCUGCAGGGAGCGCUCCCGGCCAGCAGGGGGCGCCCCGGGCCCAGCUCGAAGCCCUCAGGGCCGAUGGUGGCCUCGGCCAGGACAGAGGAGGGGAAAUCGCUCCUUUGUCACUCUCGGCCACCAGGCGGUCCCGGCACCACCACCAGCAGCGGGCUGUGUGGUAGAUAAGGACAGGUGCCCAGAAGAUCUCGGAUGUCACGGAAAGAUAAGGACCCUCUGCCCCCCUCUGAAGUAGUAAAGCCCCCUUUGACUAUUUACCCCAUGAGAUAAAGGAAUAAAUGCCAUU